Messenger RNA from Leptonychotes weddellii (Weddell seal), 3546 nucleotides. The record is from RefSeq and is a predicted model, not a curated record. Lineage: Eukaryota; Metazoa; Chordata; Mammalia; Carnivora; Phocidae.
GAAUGAACCAUAUGUAGCCAGAGCAUCCACAUCUGAAACUGAAGACCAAAGCAUGAUGGGGAAGUUCGUGAAAGUCGAAAGACAGGUUCACGACAUGGGGAAGAAACUGGACUUCCUGGUGGAUAUGCACCUGCAGCACAUGGAAAGGCUGCAGGUGCACGUCACGGAAUACUACCCGACCAAGGGGACCUCCUCGCCCGCAGAGGUGGAGAAGCUAGAGGACAACAGAGAUUCGGAUCUAAAAACCAUCAUCUGCAACUAUUCCGAGACGGGCCCCCCCGAGGCCCCUUACAGCUUCCACCAGCUGCCCCUCGACAAAGUCGGCCCCUAUGGGUUUUUUGCCCACGACCCAGUGAACCUGCCCCGAGGAGGACCCAGUUCUGGAAAGGUUCAAGCAACGCUUUCCACCUCAGCAGCGACAUAUGCGGAAAGGCCCACCGUCCUGCCGAUCUUGACUCUUCUCGACUCCCGAGUGAGCUACCACUCCCAGGCUGAACUGCACGGCCCCUGCUCAGACCGGGUGUCCCCCCGUCAGAGACGGAGCAUCACGCGGGACAGUGACACGCCUCUGUCCCUGAUGUCGGUCAAUCAUGAGGAGCUGGAGCAGUCUCCAAGUGGCUUCAGCAUCUCCCAAGACAGAGACGAUUACGUGUUUGGCCCGAGUGGGGGGUCGAGCUGGAUGAGGGAGAAACGUUACCUCGCCGAGGGUGAGACAGACACGGAUACGGACCCCUUCACCCCCAGUGGCUCCAUACCUCUGUCAUCCACAGGGGACGGGAUUUCUGAUUCCGUAUGGACCCCUCCCAACAAGCCCAUUUAGAAGGGGUCGUGGCUGAGUCCUCCUUGUAAUGUAGACAGACUUUGUAUAGCUCACUUGCUCUCACACCUGACACUUGACCGUGAGAUCACCAGUGGCUGCAUCAAACACAUGCAUGUGUGUGGCGGCCCCCCACCCGGGCAGGGGCUUUUCAUGGCCUUCCUCCUCCCCAGGUCACCACAGUGAAGCCGCUUCCUUUUAAGCAUGGUUUGCAUGACUUUACAAUAUAUAAAUGGUACCGCUAAUCUCUUCUAGGAUACACAUUUAUCUGCUGUUCUUACUUUAAAUCAUGAUUGGACCAGGAUGGGGAGAAAUUAUUGAUGAGCUGUGCUAUCUGUCCGUUUGGUUGGCUGCUUUGGGUUUUGGUUUGGUAAGCAGGGAAUGUAGUUUAAGUUCUUUCUCAAACCACUGCCCCUUUGUGUAAAAAAGACCAGUAAUUAUUCUAGAGUAAGCAAAUAGUUUGUGAACAAAAAUGCAUUACGUAUCAAAGAGGUGGUCAACUGAGCUAAAACACUAGGAAAGGAACAAGACGGUCAUCGCCUAUCCAAAACCACGAAUUUUUUUGAAUUGUUUUUUUUUUUUUUUCGGGAAAAACUCUCAAAACCAUCUAAAAGCUCUCGAGGGGACCUCACUUGGUCUGCCAUUAUCUGUAUCCUGCCUGUUCCCUCAUCCCUGGUAAUCCCAAGUGUAGCAUUUCGAGGGAGUUAUGACUUGGAGGGGAGAAAAUACACACACAACUUCAAAUAGUUUCCAAUUUAUGUAGCCAAAGAUAAUGAAAUUUAUCAGAAGUAGGGUGCCCCUCUGGGCAGGAGCUAAGAUCAGUGCCUUCAAGAUGACGUUUCAACUCACAUUCUUCCCCAUGGUAUUUGUACAAAAUAUCCACCUCAAAUGAAAAUUAGAAACCAGAAAUUAUCUGGUCCAAGUUCUCCUUUGUAAAAAUGAGAAACCUUUGGCUCAGGUAGGGACAAGCCCGGGGUCACAUCAUCGUCCCCUGGAGUGCUGGGACCCAGUCAGCUGACUCGCCCCAUGCCCUGGUCUCCUCCUACUACACCACUCUGCCCUUUAUAGAGUGGGACCUAAAAAUUGUGCCAAGAUACCUGGACUCUGUUGUACACAAUUUAUCCAGCAGGAGGGGGCUGUUUGCUUUUACUGCAAAACAUGCUUGCUUGAUGCAUUGCAUUUUGGAUCUAGGGGAAUAAAACAAGCACUUCAAGCAAGCAAGCUUCAACAUUUAUUAAUAUGCAAAUGGGAAAAAUUUUCAGAACCAUCCAGUUUUACUCCUCCAGAUUUUUUAAACCACACGUAGCCAUAAGAUUAACCCAAGUGUAAGCAGAGCCCCUGGAGAGCACUGCCCUAGUGAAUAAGUAUUAAUAUUAAGCACAAGCCAUCCUCUGGCCUCUUUUGAGGUGUCACUACUUUCUGAAACACUUUGAUGGAAAAGGUUUCUGUUAGGCUUGGGCCAGAUUAGCUAAAUUACAGCACCACACUAUCACUGUCUCGCUCUUAUCCCACAUCUAAGCACUGGUUGUGGACGGUCGCCAUGGUGACCAUCAAGAUGAUCAAGAGGGCCUAACAGUCUACACACAAAUGCCGCUGAUGUUCUCCUCACAGUCCUGUCAAGCAGUGGUAGCUGGGACAGACAUCUGGUUUGUGGUUUCAUCAUGACGUGAUGCAGGAACCUUAUACUUUGUUGGAGGGAAGAACUAGUUUCUCAGAUCUUGGUUCCUUUCAACCCACAAGUCAACAGGUACUGUGCAAAAGACUCAGAGUAUAAUAGUAUUGAAGGUGUGGUCCCUGACUUUAGAAAUGCACAACCAAAGCCUGCCGUCUCUGGCCCAGGGCAAGCAUCGUGAGAGGUAGAUGGCAUUUUACAUGGAGAAUCUCACAAAUAGAGAGGUGUUGGCAUUGAAGUCUAAGGUGGAAAAUACACAAGAAUGAUCACACAAUUCAGACCUGAACCCUCCUCCCCUAUGGUUUGCCAUUUGACCUUCUUGCAAUCUGAAGGGCAAACGGAAUGGAUCAUAUGCAUGAAAGUGCCAUUGGAGUUAAUGACCUAAGAAAUCCUAUGCCGCUUCCUUAGGGCUUGAUUCUUGCUUCUGACCUGCCUAGAAUCUUUUACUACAAGUGAUUGAGCUACCUAUCAUCUGUUACUAUGUUUUCUUUAUGUACGUGAGUUAUUUGAGACAAAAAAAAAAUGGAGAAUGAAUCAAACUCUCCACACAUGCACCAAUUAUUUUUACCUACCUUAUUAAUAUUCUUGCAGAACUGACUGGCCUCAGUAUCUUACCAACAGAUGCAUUUGCCAGGAACUCAGUGGAGUUCUCAGGUGGACAAGUGAGACUUUCUCAUCCUCAAGCUAAAAAUAGUUACCAUGGAUCGAAAGUUAGAGGACUGCCUUAGGUUCUUUGAAAAACCUACAAAGGAUAAGAGCUUGUGUUAUUUCUUAAACCAUAGGAGGGCAGUCUAGCCUCCCCUGCUGGAUCAUAAGGCCAGGAUGACAGGGAUUGACUGGGUUUAUGUCGAUUACCAUCAUGUCUCCAACAUGUAGUAAGCUGCCAUUAUCAAUGCAGGCAAAGACAAAAUACAUGAUCAUGAAUAACUAAAUGAUAAGACUUUUUAAGAGCUGUUCUUUCCCAUCUAAGAAAAAAGAGAAAAAUGACCUCCUGGAAUAUUCUGCUUUGAUACCCCUUUAAAAGGAAAAAAAAAAAAAAAAAGCCCAUUCCAGAAAA